Molecule: messenger RNA, 1107 nt
Organism: Pelobates cultripes (western spadefoot toad)
Lineage: Eukaryota; Metazoa; Chordata; Amphibia; Anura; Pelobatidae
Source: the annotation of a GenBank genome assembly
AUGACUAAAGAAUGUAUGCGUAGUAAUGCAUGCCAGGUGGCUGCCCUAGAAGAAAAAUGUACUACUUUAGUGGUAAGCAAGAUUAACUGCAGGAGGUCACAGAAAGGAAAAAAGCCAGUGCCUGUAAGUAAAGUGCGAGCAAUGGUUGCAAACCCCAUAUGGGAUCCUGAAGCACCGCUACAGUCAUCUGAUGAUGAGUAUGUAUCCUUUUCUGAUGAUGAUAAUGAUGUGGACAGGCGACAAGCCCGUCCUAUCUUUACACAGCAGCGGAAGAGGACAUUACAAGAUAGAGCGCGUGGUUUGAGAAAUGGUGUACAUGAAGAGAUGAAUGAAGUGGUAAAAAGUUACACACAAACAGAGCUCAUGGAGCUGGCAAAGGUGUAUAAGCAUGAAGUUGGUGAAAAUGUGGAAGAAUGGUUAUUGCGCAUGUGGGAUGGAGGAGCUGACAGUGUGCAGUUGAAUGCAAGGGAAGCAUUAUGUAUGGGGCAGCUGACGCUGCAUCCACAGCUCAUGCAGGUAUUACGGAGGGUGAGGGAGAUUGGAGGUAAUUUUUCAUUAUUUGAUAUGGUGCGGCAUGCCAUAAUUGUGGCCUUCCCAUCUAGCAAUGACAUUGAGCCCAUUUCACCCUGGUCAAAACCGAGGGAUGCUAUUACCCGCAUUAGAGUUAUGGGUUGUGUGGUGGGAUUAAACAAGGAUAACUGGGAAGGUCCAGACAUGGAGGAAUUCACAGCCAGCAUGCGGUCUCGGUUUUUAAAAAGUGCACCCCAGGAAAUUAAGGCAUCUUUAUUGUCUUUGCUGGGCAGUUUGGGGAAUAAUGUAAAGGUACAUCAGCUCACCACUUAUUUAGCUGAAAUUGGAGAAUUAGAGUCAGAAUCUAACCCUAGGAAAGGUGUGUUUGCCUCUAACAGGACGAGGGAGGAGAUGGUGGAACCAAUAGAGGGAGAAAAGCAGGGAAAGUUUAGGAAUAAAACAAGGCUGAGAGUUAAUCGUUUUCAAAUGUGGAAUGAUUUGAUUGAGGCUGGUGUACCUAGAGAACAAAUUAAUGGAAUUUCAACACCUGCCAUGUUUGAAAAAUGGUUAAAACUAAAAAAAGGGUCUAAUAAAAAG